Messenger RNA from Phymastichus coffea, 2451 nucleotides. RefSeq names its product protein fantom-like. Gene Ontology annotation, biological process: non-motile cilium assembly. Gene Ontology annotation, cellular component: ciliary transition zone. NCBI's taxonomy places the organism in Eukaryota, Metazoa, Arthropoda, Insecta, Hymenoptera, Eulophidae. The transcript has 8 exons. The record is from RefSeq and is a predicted model, not a curated record. The coding region runs from base 107 to 1663 and encodes 518 amino acids.
CGGCGCCGUUCAUUAUCUAUAGAUGUGAAAACAUGUAGUUCAUUCUUGUAAAUUAAAAGUACAAAUUUGAUAUAUACUGACGUUACAGAAGGACUGAUUUGCAGCCAUGGCCAAUUGCUCGGACCGGGAGCGCGAGUGCUCAUCGUUCGCCGACACCUGCCGCUGCGAGAAAUCAGCGACGGACGAGACGCGCGAACGUCUGGUGGUGAGCCGUCUGGAUCGCUACGAGCUGGAGGAUCGUCACUUGCGCGUGCUCGAGGAGCUGAGCUCGGCGAAGAAGCUAGCGAACGAGCAGUCGGACAAGAUCAAACGAUUGGCGACCAAGCUGAUGCGUUUCGGCGCCAACCCGCGAGCCUGCGGCCUCGACGAUCAAGAUCGAGUCGCGCUUUUGGAAUCGGAGAACUGCAAGCUGAGGGACAAGGUGUGCGCUCUGAGGAAUCAGCUGGUUAAUCGAAAAAUCUUCGGGCGCUCGCCGUCGCGUGGGCGUAAGCAGCCGCUCGGCUAUAGUUCGGGUGCCAACACUUGUCGCAGCGAAAACAGUCGACUGAAAACUAGCUCGUGCCAGUGUCUCAACGCGCCGUUCACCAAUGACGAGCAAAAUCAGGCGAUCAAGCUGCAGCAGUUGGAGGUUGAAAAGAAAGCGAUGCAACUGCGCAUCGAGCAAUUGGAGCUGGAGUUUGCGAGCUGCGCGUCGGGCAACCGAAGGGAAAAAGUGGCGGAGAAUGUCGAGUACAUUCGAAUUUUGCGACAGAUGAAACGUCAAAACGAGAAACUCGAUGCUGCUCAGGCCGCUAAUGAGAUGCUCAGCCAGCAGAUAGGCCAGAUGAAGAGUCAGCUCGAGGAGUCUCGCAACAAUAACCAGCAAUUAAGUGCAGUCCUGGAGUGCGAGCGCAAGCAAUUCGCCGACCUCGAUGACAACGCGUCGAAAUAUAAAAAUUCCCAGAGCGAUCUGCGCGAGAAGAACGAGCGUAUCUCCGAUCUGUCCAACGAAGUGGACAUCCUAAAGCAGCACAAUCACGAGCUGCUGGAUCUCAGUUCCAAGUUCGGUCGAGUGGAGCAGGAAAACGUCGAGCUCAAGCGCAGGUUGUCCGAGCAAUCCGUCGACCAACAGAGCUUGAAGGACGAGUUGGACAAGGAAAAGGCAAAUAUGCAGGCGCUCGAGGCGGCGAACGAGCAAUUGUUGGCCAAAGUCAACGGGCUGCAGAAGAGUCUCGACGUUAUGAGCAUACAAUUGAUGGGUCAAAACGAAAGGAGCGCGGCGUCGCAGCGAACUCCGAAAGCGUCGAGAGGCUCCCAGACUGCCAGCAAUGAGCUGUCGAUAACGCCUUCGCAAGAGAGCGUGCAAGCUUGCAACAACUGUUGCGGCAUUCCGAUGCGUAAGAAGCCAGCGGCAGUAGCUGACAAAGGUAUCCAAGUGUGCGGAGAUCAACAGCAGUCGACGAGCAAAUCGACGCAGACCGAUAGUGCCAAAUCGCGGGAGAGCUGCGAUAACAAUAAAGCCAAAUUUCAGCUGUCCCGAGGCCAUAGCAGUAACUCGCUGUCUCGCGAGAAUAUGCUGCGACUAUUGGAGCAAGUGCAGAUCGGCUCGCCGAUGGAGACACAGCCAGUGGCGAUGAUGAGGCCUGUUUCCAAUCUCGAGGCCGUUUUAUUCGGCGACUCGUGACGAACGUACCUCGUGUACAUAGCCACUGUUAGGCAUUCUACGCGUGUGGAUAACUGAAUAUUUUGUAUUACGUUUUAUAUUUAGCCUUUAGCCCUCCCUCCUCCCUGACUCUUUUGGAUGCGAUCGCGUAUAGUUGGCGGAAAUCGCAUACGCACAGCCGAGUGCAAGUGAUUUUGUAAUAGCACCCGAAUUAAUAAUCAAAUGUCCGUGUAAUACCAAAGUCAUUCUUUAUAGAUCUAUCCGAGUCCCCGAAGUGCUUCCAAAAAAAUACAAGGGAACGAUAGUUAGUUAAGCUCUCUCUCUCUGUCUCUGUCUCUCUGUCUCUGUCUCUGUCUCUGUCUCUGUCUCUGUCUCUGUCUCGAAGAAUCAAUGGUUUCGAUCGGUAGAGCGAAGAUGGAUAAUCGCUGUUAGUCCUUGACUGCGUAUACCGUACGAAUUAACGAAAUAACUCGCAAAGUACAAAUGUUCAAUCGACAUUGUGAUCACUAAAAAUACAUAUCCAAAGAAUGUGUUCAGCACGUUUGCCAAUUCGCAAUUUGCAAAAUCGAAGGCGAUAUUUCAUCGAUCCUUUCUAGCGAGUUUGCUUAUAUACCUUAGCCGCGUACAGACUUUUUGUACAUAGUUAGAGAAGAUAAUUUUGUGCAAUUGCCAAUCACGGCGAUUUAUCGUUCUGCUUUAACAUUUUAAUUAACCUAAUUUGUAGCGACACUUUUGUAAUAAUUCUAGUAUGUAAGAUUACCUUUUCUAAUGUAGUUUAUUACUAUUCCCGAACAAUAAAAUAAUACGUA